Molecule: messenger RNA, 1107 nt
Organism: Eupeodes corollae
Lineage: Eukaryota; Metazoa; Arthropoda; Insecta; Diptera; Syrphidae
Gene: Nup37
Product: nucleoporin Nup37
Exons: 4
Coding region: 104-1066 (320 amino acids)
Cellular component (GO): nuclear pore outer ring
Molecular function (GO): protein binding
Source: RefSeq, a predicted model, not a curated record
CCUAACCAAACAUAAACACAUCCAUCUCCCGGCUAAACAAAAACUUUACUUUUCCAAUUCUAAAAAUUUUGAAAACAUAACUUGAAAAACUUCAAUAAAAAAAAUGCGUACUAAAACUGAUCCAUCUCAUGUGGUCAAUUUUUCCGAACAAAUUUAUGGCUUCGAAAUAUGUGGCAAUGAUUUUGCAUUUAAUUUAGUUUGUGUUGCUGUUGCAAAGAAAAUCAUCCUUGGCCUUUUGCGGUUUCCAGAAGAAACUGACACAGAAACAUUUGGCUGGGAGCGUUUAAAAGACAUCUAUCAUGAAUCACGAUGCCAUGCCAUAGCCUUCGCUCCAAAAACUUCAUUGGCCGUUGUGCCCAAGGUUGUUACUUUGUGUGCCGCCGGUGCAGAUUUUAAUCUACGGAUAUUCCGAACAGAUCUGGAUCAAAAUGAUACCGUACAGAUAUUAAAAGGUCACACAAAUUAUGUGAACGAUGUGGCUUGGGAGCCUGAAGAAGAAUUCCUUGCCUCUGUGAGUGACGACCAUUCGUGUAAGAUUUGGAGUUCUGCCCAUAGUUUUGAAACUGUUACAACUUUCUGCCUAUCUUCGGCGGGUAUGUCAGUGCGCUGGCAUCCCGACGAACCCGGCAAAGUGCUGGUGGCCGAAAAGAAAGGAAUCAUCCAUUUGUACAAUGUUCGAUCACAACAGGCCAUAAUGUCCUUAGAAUCGCCAAAAGUUCCUCUCAUGAGUGCCGACUGGUCACUACACAAUCGUCUGUUUGUGACAGCACUCGCUGGAGGAGAUGUUAUCACCUGGGAUCUUCGAAGGACAUGUGGCCCAGCAGAUGUUAAACAAAUCCACGAAGACGGAGGCCGUACUGUGAAAUUUUCGCCAAACAGUGAAGUUGUCUACGCCAGUAUUGGACGUCCCGACAUAACUCUGAAAGUCUACACUGCCAAAUCUACAGUUCCACUGAUCGAAGCGUCUCUUAAACUAUUCGGUGGAAUGUCUUGGCACCAUCGAUUACCAUAUGUUGCCGCUGCCUAUGAUCGAAAGCUGUGCUUCUGGAAGGUACAGAUUAAGUAAUAAGCUUCAAAGUCUCUGUUUUGAUAAAUGAAUAAAUAAAU